AUGAAUUGUGGUGGGUGGUUGAGGCUGAAACCCCAAGGAUUUGGUUACAUAAAUUAUGCAAGACCUGCUGAUGCUGCAGAGGCUAAAAACCACAUGCAUGGUCAAGUUAUCUUAGGCCAGCCGCUGACUGUUAUUCAUGCGGAUGAAAGAAAAAGUAGUGUGCGUGCAAGUAUAGAAAUGAGUAGUAGGAGUCAUUGUCCUUCGCCACCAAGGGGACGCAGUGGUGGUGGUGGUGGUCGUGAUCGUGAUCCAAAUCAUUCCUCUCGUUUGUUCGUCCGCAACCUUCAUCCAAGCUGCGGGGAAGAAGACCUUCGGAAGCCAUUUGAGCAGUUUGGUCCUAUCAAGCGUGUCUACUUUCCAAGGAGUCGCAUUACUGAGUAUGAUUCUUGCUUUAAUGAAGAUCAUCAAUGUUUUACUGGGUACCCCCAAAGAUUUGGUUACAUAGAAUAUGAAAGACUUGCUGAUGCUGCAGAGGCUAAAAUUCAGAUGCAUGGUGUAGUUCUCUUAGGCCGGCCGCUGACUGUUCUUCAUGCGGAAGAAAAAAGGGGUCGACCAAAUCACAGAAAACCUGCUCCUCUUCCUCGGGACCCCCCCUCGCCACGCCGUUCUCGUUAUCUCCCAAGAAGACAACGUUCACCUUCUAGGAGCCAUGAGGGCUACUCUCCUCCUCCUAAGAAGGGGGGGCAACACUCAAGAUCUGUUUCUCCCCGAGAGAAUAGGACGAAUGGUAGAGAAAGCGAUAUAUCAUACUUGCCCAAUUUGAACUCCCGAAGAGAGCAUUAUCGGGCAGGUAGAAACCCUGAACAAUCUCCUUCUCCAAAAUAUGAAAAGUCUCGUGUAAAAGGUGGUGAAAUAGGAGUGAGCCCAAGCUCCCAUUGGAAGUGCCAGCCGGAGUCCAAUGGAAGAGACAAAAUGGAGAAACCAGAUUCUUUGAGAAUAUUGCAAAUUUACGAUUAAACUUGUUUAUCUUGCAUGAUUUUCUUCUUCUUUUUGUAUGAUUUUGAAGUCAAUGCAUUGUAUUCUAUUACUUACUUACUAGAAGAAGAGCUGAAUGAUACCACUAACUGUUGAGAACUUGUAGCUGUAAACUUGGGAGUUGUAUCUUCUAAGGCUUCAAAUAUUUUGUUAUGGUUUUUCAAAUCUUAAGCUGUUUCCUAUUUUUAUUUUUAUUAUUAU
This is a messenger RNA of Impatiens glandulifera, 1176 nucleotides long. RefSeq names its product serine/arginine-rich SC35-like splicing factor SCL33. The transcript is spliced from 7 exons. Bases 1 to 957 code for a protein of 318 amino acids. Lineage: Eukaryota; Viridiplantae; Streptophyta; Magnoliopsida; Ericales; Balsaminaceae. The record is from RefSeq and is a predicted model, not a curated record. Gene Ontology annotation, molecular function: RNA binding.